Molecule: messenger RNA, 1984 nt
Organism: Ipomoea triloba (trilobed morning glory)
Lineage: Eukaryota; Viridiplantae; Streptophyta; Magnoliopsida; Solanales; Convolvulaceae
Exons: 2
Coding region: 223-1542 (439 amino acids)
Source: RefSeq, a predicted model, not a curated record
UUACACAGAGAUAGAGAUGCAGAUCACAGAUCGGAUUAAUCUGUAAAAAAUAAAAAAACCAGACAGGCUCCCUAGCCUGUUCCUCGCAAUCUGAAUCUCGAAACUCUAUUAUUGGCGUUGAGUUUCCUUAUCCUUGGAGGUUGUUGGAAUUGAAUUGGAUCAUUGUUAAAAUCGCAUUUGCAUUUUGCAGCAGCAGCGUUAGCAUUAGCAUUGCGUUUGGAAAUGGGGUCUUCACAGUCCGUAGAAUUGGCCUCGGAGGACGAGGAGGAGGAGGAGGAUGAUGACGAAGAAGGAGAAAGGCAAGGAGCGGAAGAGGUUGAUGGGCACAACUCGGAGGAGAGGCGAGCAUCGGUGGGUGAUGGAUCGAAGAAGGUCCUCCAACAAGAGCCAGAGAUGCUGCCUUGCCAUGCCUCCGCAUCUCCUCUCUCCCCACAGCCAUCCGCUUUGGGCACCCCACGCCUAGGCCCCUCCAUCAAAGUCUGGGACCCUUUCAAUGUUCUCGCUCCGGCACCGGCUCCGGCUCCGGCUCCAGCUCUGUCUCCUCCCUCUUAUUUCCCUCGCUCCUUCUCGGACGAGGAGAGGUUAGUGACGGAGCUGAUCUUGAUCAGCAACGGCGAGUGCCACAUGAAUUUGAGGCCAGAUUUGAUCGCUGGGCGAUGCCCUGACGCCGCCCUCACCCCUAAUGGCAAGCGCCAAGCCAGAGCUUUGGCCAUUUUCCUCAAAUCGCAGGGCGUUCGCUUCGCUGCAGUAUAUACCUCGCCCCUCGAUCGUGCGCGUGCAACUGCGCUUUCUGUAUGUCAGGAACUGAACUUUUCAGAGGAGCAGAUACAAUCUUCAGAUGCGCUCGUAGAAAUGAGUCAUGGACACUGGGAAGGAUGCCAUCGAUCUGAAAUAUUUACAUCUGAAACAAUUAGCUUAAUGGAAAGGUUCCAGCCCGAUUUUUCUGCACCAUCAGGAGAAUCAUUAAGGCAGGUGGAGUUUAGGAUGGUGCAGUUCCUAAAUGGGACUGUUAUGACAUUGCCUGAAAAAUUCAGAUCUGAUUUCUCCCCACCAGAUCGAAUUGAUGGCCAAGAUUUCUCAAAUCGUGGUUCUCAUUCUCUUACAAAUGCAGUUCAUGACCGUUAUGGGCCUUCUUUUUCAUCACCCCAGUUGGAUUUGGUUCACAGGCAUCGACAAGGAAAUACAAAAAAGAAGUCUGGCAAAAGUAGGCUGCAGAUGGUGGCUUCAACUGGAGAUCAGGCUGAUGAUGAGAUGUCUCCUCGAGUGCAAGCCAACCCCGUCGCGGUUCGUGACAUAAAUACCAAAAGCACAUAUUCUAGUGUUUCUUCUUCUUCUUCCUCUUCUUCAUCUUCUACGUGUGUGGGCAUCUUCACCCAUGCAAUCCCAAUUAAGUGUGUUGUUACCGGGCUUCUUGGAUGCAGUGCAGUAAUGUCAAGUAAGAUCUGUGUAGACGAUUCUUCAGUAACCGUGUUACAACAUUCAGGGAAAACAGGAUGGCAAAUAAAGAGAAUGAAUGAUACAUCGCAUCUUAGGCUUCUAUAGUAAAUUAUUACUAGUGGAUAAGAUUGUUGCCAGAGGAACUCGUCAGCCAGAAAAAUAAACUUGGGGUUGCUUUUGGUUGAGAUCUGAGAACCACUAUAGCAGAGUGAUUGAAUGUACAUUCCACGGCUCCUCCACAUUUCAAGUUGGGAAAUUACCUUUUGGUUCUUGAAACCUUUGCCAUAUUUAUUUAAGGUUGCAACAGUCUUGAAAAAGAAACACUGAAUUGGUGGUAGAGUUGUAAUCAUGGUUUUGGUGAUUGUCUUGUUUUGUAACUUUAACAAUUGUUGUUAAAUGUGAUACGGAGUAAUACAUGAUAUAUACUCAGGUCUACAUCUACUGCUGGAAGAAGAAGAAGGGAGGUAUGACUCGUUAUCAAAUUACAUUGAACUCCAACCUAUUUGAGUUGAUUAAUAAAGAGUACUAUAUAAUUUUUCGAGAUUCA